GACGCGUUGAGCUCCGUGUCGACACGCGACGUGCUGCGUGUUGCGCAUCGGGGCAGCUAAGCUCUCACUCAGAGGCGACGAUAGGGGCGAAUAGCCCAGGGGGGAGCAAUAUUGCACGUAUCCAGGCGCGCCGAUGAUCCACGUCUUCGGCGAGGCUCCCCUGCGAGUGCGUGCAAUGCCCGCCCCUCGGCUGUUCGCCCUUGUUGUCCCCGCCGACUUACGCCUCCCCGACUUGGACUCAAGAGCUCCCGCCGUGAUGUUUUUGCCCUGCCGCGGCCUGCCCGCCGCGUCGGCUGCCGGGAGUGCUCCGCCCCGCUCUGCCUGGCCGUGCCGCGUGCCCGCCGGCAGGUGCCCGCCUCUCGACGGCAGGCCGUCGAGCAGUGGCGAGUCGCCCUGGCUCGCCCACAGGCCUGCCAGAGGAAGUUCUGAGAACCCUCUGUGGCCUCAGCGGCUCCACAUUUCUGGCCGGGGCCGCCGUGCUUGAACACAUCGGGCCCAUGUUCUGAGAGCGCUGCUGCUGCUCCUGCUACACUGCAGGGUUCUGAGAACGUUUCGUGGGAGACCUACAGGAAUGCUGGGACGGCCAGUCCCUGCUCAAGGCUGGCUCGUGCAACGCCAGAGCUGGCUGGUUCGGUGGUCGUUGCUCAAAAGGCCUGGAGCCUUUUCGGCGGCGCGCACAAGCCUCCCAGAUUGGCAACCGGCAACCAAAUUUUAUGUUUUUGCAGUUUUGCUUUCGUCUACGUCUGGCGCCGGCGCUGCCGCACGCUAACUUGGUCACGCUAGAAGACGCAAUGUAAGAAUCGGUAUCACACGCAGCCUCCCGCUUAUGCCGUGGCGGAAAAUGUGGAGGUGCAUGGCCAGGGCACGCUGACCGUACGUCGACGCCCAUCCUCGAAGAAGAAAUGUUGCAUACAUAGGU
Messenger RNA from Prorocentrum cordatum, 919 nucleotides. Lineage: Eukaryota; Dinophyceae; Prorocentrales; Prorocentraceae. The record is from the annotation of a GenBank genome assembly.